UAGAAAAGUAAAAGCAACAUCUUCCGAUUUGAGGAUUUAGGGACUUUAAAGUAUUUAAAUACGCAAUAAUUGGAAUUGUUUGGUAUAUUAAACACAAAGAAGUAAGCACAACACAAUAGUGAAGACCAUUGAUAGUUAAUCAAUGUAAAGUCUUCUAGACUAGCCUUCUCACGUACCAUCGUGAGUAAGUUCAAGUUCAAGUGCAAAUUCAGCAUACUUUUGUGCUUCAUUUUAAUUUAAUUGUUAUAUAUCCCUAACGUCGUACCAACGAAACUGUGCAUUCGUUUAUGUAAUCUAAUUACAAAGAUAGAACAUAAAAAGAUUACCUUCGCUAUGGCACAAAAACAGGACGAUGAGUUCAUUCCAUUAAAUAAACGUUGUAUCAGUCAUUCCGUACAAGGCAAUCAAAACGUUGUUGCAGCAUUGAAUAUCAUUUGGGCAGAUAAUCGCUGCUUUACGAAGUACACAAGUUUUAAAAGCAAUUUAGAGCCGGAUUCUUCCAAUGAAAAUCAUAGUGCAAUGCAGAUAUGGUGCAAUGAAACAGAAUGGUUUAUAAGAGAUUUGAAACAUUUAUUACAAUUAGAACACCACCGAUAUUGGUCUACGAUUGUAUAUAAUGGAUCCGCCAUGGAGAGCAUUGAUUCAUUCAUGCAGAAUGCAUUACCGUCCUAUUUGAUAUCCACGAUAAACGGAAGCGAUAAAAAAGUUGUAGCUUUAUACAAGGUUGCCCAUACUUAUGUGUUCAAAGUUAUUUGUCGCUUAACCAUGCAGAAGGAAAGCCCUGUUCAUUGGAUUGAAACUGAUUACUUCUUUGAUAUGCUUUAUGAACGUUUUAUCAUUACUAUACCAUUUGUUUUCGAUUUACUAUCAAUUUAUGGGCGAGAUAAUAAGGAAGUGUCGUUUAUAAUUGAGUCAGCAAUCAAAUUUCAGCCAAAAUAUGUUAAAGACCUCAAACAUGGACUUACAUUUUUAUUGAAUGCCCUUACAACCGUCCAAGAGCAGUUAGAAUGUGGAUUGAACGCUUCGGAUUUAUCAAAAAAAGUGCUUAAUGAAUUAGUGUUCUAUUCUCGAGAUUGCAGUUUUAUCUUGUGUUUGCUUGUUGAAAUAUCUCCUUCAAUAAGUAUUAUGUGUUGCGAACAAAAUAUGGAGUAUGCGAUUAGUAACUUUUACGAUAACGUUCUUGUAGCUCUUUAUGAAUAUGUUCAGCAUUUGAAUGGUGACUCGAACUAUUUGGCACUACUUAACGAUGCAAGAAUUGAUAUACUACAAGCAUUUCGGUCUAUAAUGUGUCUUAGAUUAAAAGAAAUACUGCAAAAUCCUGUAAACAGUAUACUUUCGGCAGAUAAAAUUAUAUGUAUACUUACGGAAUGUUUGUCCAACAGUAUGUUCGUGAAUGAUUAUAAGAAUCAGUAUCAAAUCGAUGUAGAUUUAGAAAUAGUCAAGCAGGCGUACGAUUCCAUAGAUGAAUUUAAAUUUGAUUAUAUUCGGCAAGCAUAUACGAUAUCUGACGGACCUACAAAACAGGCUUCGUUUGGAUUCGCCAACGAGGAUGAUUUGUCGCUUAAUUUCGAUACCAAUGACACAAAAGAUGAAGAGAGAGGAAAUGCUGAACAAAUUGAGAAAAACGUGGAUUAUGUGUUGGAUAUUCUACCCCAUUUAAGUCCUGAUUAUGUACGAGAAGUUGUUAGUCGUUGCAACAACUUAGAACAGAUAGUGAUUGAUUUACUUGAAAGCAAUCCUGCAAAUAAUGCAGAUCACAUUAGCGUUCCAUUAGACCCACUCGAUGAGUUUUUCGCGCAAACAGGCAUCGAUAGGCUUAAUAUCUACGAUGGCGAUGAGUUCGAUGUAAUGGUUAACAGUAGUGUUGCGGGAGUUAUAAAAAAAGGUAAAGGCAUGCCUGGUGAACCAAAAACCUUAAACGAGUUGCUGGAUGACAAAAGUCAUGUAAACCAAAUGCGUCAUUUGUAUCAGCGUUUCGAUCAUAUAUCCGAGAACGAAGAUAAUGAGGAAAUGGCUGAAAGAGAAUCACGUCAUGUAACGGUGGUUCGGGAAAUUAAAAAUAUUGUUGAUAACGACAUGGAUAACGAAAGUGAAGUUGAUGAUCAGUACAGUGAUACUGAAAUUGAUACGAAAAAACCAGCUCCACUGUCGUUCUGUUUAAAUCCUGAAGUUGCUAGAAAAAGAUAUGAAGAAAAACUUAAUUCAAAAAUGGUUAGGCGUCAUGGCACAUCUCAAGCACCACAAGGUGCAAAUGAAGUUCGUGGAAACCCGGAAAAACAAGGUCAAAAUUCAACAGUUCUUCAGAACAGGAAAACCAAAAACAAAAAUAAAGCAUCACGGGCCAAUCACAACAGAAAGCAGGGAGCUAAUUAUAAACGAAGCCGUGGCAUGAUGCCAUCAUAAAAUGUCAUUUGUAGGCCUACCUGUUCGAGGUAUAUCUUUAACAUUAGGAAUACAUUAAGAAUAGUAAAUAUAAUUGCGACCUCAAAGAUAAAUAGUAAAUAAUGUCAGGUUUUCUGGAAAAAUGUGUUUAAU
Messenger RNA from Anopheles cruzii, 2535 nucleotides. Its product is annotated as activating signal cointegrator 1 complex subunit 2. Gene Ontology annotation, molecular function: ubiquitin binding. Bases 334 to 2403 code for a protein of 689 amino acids. The record is from RefSeq and is a predicted model, not a curated record. Gene Ontology annotation, biological process: regulation of DNA-templated transcription. NCBI's taxonomy places the organism in Eukaryota, Metazoa, Arthropoda, Insecta, Diptera, Culicidae. The transcript has 5 exons.